CUCCCUCUCUUCUCUCUUUCUUCUCUCUCCAUUGUCCCAAAUCCUCUAACAAGGUAAACACCAUUCUCCAACACCCAUGGAUUCCCAAGAAAAUGAACACACAAAUGAAGAGGAGCCGCCACCUCCGCUCUCCUCCCCUCUCCCUCCCGAUCUCUCCACAAUCUCCUCCGAAAUCGACCAAUACAUCUCGUCGCAGGAGUCCCUCCCCCCCGACGCCCCCACCAUCAUCGAGAAAUUCCUGAUGCUGGUGGAGGAGGAGAUGGAGCCCUUCGACUCCACCGACGCCCCCCUCAAAUGGACCCGCCUCAAAGAGGAGGACGCCUCUUGGUUCCUCCGAACCACCAACCGCGUUUCCUCCCUCGUCAAACUGCUGGCCGAGUUCCGAUCCGAUUACAAAUACGCCUACACGAUCAACCGCGCCGGCAGCGUGCUGCACCGCGCGAUGUCGUAUUUGGAGGGCGAAUUCAAGGCCAUUUUAGAGGAUCACAGCAAGUCCCCUGGCUCCACCGCGGACCUAACGAGAGUAUGCAGCGCCAUGCUCAGAGGCGGCUACCAAGACGAGUGCUGCCACGUCUACUUCAUCGUGCGGAGGAACGCGCUGGAGGAGAAGAUCGUCCAGCAAGGACUGGAGAAUGUCAGCAUCGACGACAUCCACAACAAGCCAUGGGAGUCUCUCGAGAGAGACAUCGAGGUCUGGAUCAUGAAAUUCACCUCCUUCGCGAAAGACGAAUUCCCGCCAGAACGGAAUCUGUUAGAUUCCGUUUUCGCGGGGGAUUCAGAUUCCUCCAUCCCAGAGAUCCUCCUCUCCGCCCUCACGUGCGGGAUCACCAAGCACAUCCUCAAAUUCGCGGAGGCGGUGGCGCUCACGCACCGCUCCCCCGACAAGCUCUUCAAGUACCUCACCAUAUACGAGGCCGUCAGAGAUGUCGUUGCCGGGAUCGGGGCCCUGCUGGCGCAGGGCGUCGCGCCCGAGCUCAAAAACGAGGCGUUGAUGAUCAGAAGCCACCUCGGAGAGGCUAUGAUCUCAAUCCUCACCGAGCUCGAAAACUCCAUCAAGAACGACCACGGGAAGAACCCAGUUCCUGGUGGAGCCGUGCAUCCAAUCACAACCUACAUCAUGAAUUACCUCGAAUUCACUGCCAUGUACAAGGACUCGCUCGAGCAAGUCUACCUCGAGCACCAGAGGCUCGAGGCGACCAUUGCUGCUGCUGCUGCUGCCUCCACUGUUGAUGCUGAAGGGGUUGUCGUUUCGCCUUUCCAGGCACAGAUCCUCAAGAUCAUGGACUUGCUCCUCUCGAAUCUCGAGGACAAGUCCAAAUUCUACAAGGACACUUCCUUAACUUCAAUCUUCAUGAUGAACAACGGGCGUUACAUGCUUAAAAAGAUCAAGAAAUCAGGUGGGCUCCACAGCCUGCUAGCGGAAACGUGGUACCGGAAAAUGUCGUCGGAUCUCCGGACGUACCACAAGGGGUACCAGAGGGAGACGUGGGGGAAGCUCCUCGGGUUCCUGAACCCGGAGGGGCUGACGGGGAACAACAAGCACGUGAAGCCACUGCUGAAGGAGCGGUUCAAGAAUUUCAACGCGCUGUUCGACGACAUACGCAAGACGCAGACGAGUUGGGUGAUCUCGGACGAGCAGCUGCAGUCGGAGCUGAGGGUUUCGAUAUCGAACAUGGUGGUGCCGGCGUACAGGUCGUUUCUGGCGAGGUAUAGUCAGAUAUUUUCGUCGGGGAGGCAGACGGAGAAGUACAUCAAGCAUCAGCCGGACGAUGUUGAGACGGCCAUCGAAGGCCUCUUUAGCGGCACUCCGGCCACGUCGGGAAAGAGGAAGCUAUGAAGAGGCGGUUUGAUGGAGAGGGGAAUGAUAAUUUACUACUGCUUGUUUAUGGUUUGGAUUUGGAGUUUCAGGUGUAAAUUUAUGUUAUGUAGUACUUGAUCAUAGAUGCUUUUCUUCUAACUUUAGUGCUCCAUUCAUUUUGGAAAUA
Salvia hispanica is the source of this 1985-nucleotide messenger RNA. RefSeq names its product exocyst complex component EXO70C2-like. The record is from RefSeq and is a predicted model, not a curated record. NCBI's taxonomy places the organism in Eukaryota, Viridiplantae, Streptophyta, Magnoliopsida, Lamiales, Lamiaceae. Gene Ontology annotation, molecular function: phosphatidylinositol-4,5-bisphosphate binding. Gene Ontology annotation, cellular component: exocyst. Gene Ontology annotation, biological process: exocytosis.